Molecule: messenger RNA, 3495 nt
Organism: Aspergillus saccharolyticus JOP 1030-1
Lineage: Eukaryota; Fungi; Ascomycota; Eurotiomycetes; Eurotiales; Aspergillaceae
Exons: 3
Coding region: 395-3010 (871 amino acids)
Source: RefSeq, a predicted model, not a curated record
CUUUACCUGUCCACCAUCGGUAUCCCUAGCUGCACGACCACGGAACAAUCUCGACGACACCCAUACUAACCUCGACCAUCUAGCUUCAGCCAUUGAUGGGCACGACUUCCGAUCCUUAGCUCCUGGUGACGCAUUUAGUUGAGACUACAAUUCUCUUGCCUGCUUUCGCACUAUCGACCCACCACUUACACGCACUAACCGGCGGAUGAUGCACCAAAAGAUGAAAUUCAAUGUUACUAUAGUGACUUGUUUGACACUAUGGACCAAUGUUGCAGACGCUUUCUGGCGUCUGCCUUGUCGCGGACGGAGUGGUGUGGCUCGGAUUGAUCCCAUAAUGGCACCGGGAACACCAUCAGAUCAUGUACACGUAGUUCAUGGCUCGGGCGGAUUCUCAAUGUCAGCCAACGAGGCCAGCCUUAGGCAAUCGAGUUGUACGUCCUGCGCAGUCACUCAGGACAAGUCGGCAUACUGGGCGCCCGCCUUGUACUUCGUGCAUCAGAAUGGCGAUGCAGAACUCGUCAAUGAAGUCGGCGGUAUGCUGGCCUAUUACCUUCUAAAUGGCGAUAACGUGACGGCGUUCCCUGAUAAUUUUCGCAUGAUGGCAGGAGACACAUACUUGCGUGACUUCCCCUGGCCAGUUCCCGAUCCUCCGCAAGCAGAGUGGACUGGAGAUGAUCUAUCGCAAGAAGCUCUUCGUCAGAAAGCUGUCGGGUUCAAUUGCUUGAACUAUGAAAAAGACCCCGAGCCCUCGCUCGCGCGUCAUUUCCUUCCGAACAAGACAUAUUUGGAUGAGCACUGUACUCAAGGCGUUCGGUUUGAAUUGAUGUUCCCUUCGUGCUGGAACGGGAAGGAUGUCGAUACACCGGAUCAUAAGUCUCAUCUGGCCUAUCCGUCCCUCGUCAUGGACGGAAAAUGUCCCAAGGGCUUCGAGCAUCGCCUUGUUUCACUUUUCUACGAAAAUAUCUGGGACACAUAUGCCUUUAAAAGUAAGAAAGGCGAUUUUGUACUUGCGAAUGGAGACCCCACAGGUUACGGGUACCAUGGUGACUUCAUGUACGGCUGGGAGUCGAAUGUGCUCCAACAGGCGGUAAAUACAUGCACAAACAUGUCUGGAGAGGUGUCAGACUGUCCAAUCUUUAACCUCCAGAGCGAUGAGAAGCAGGGAGAGUGUCGCUUUUCUGUGCCAGAUGCUUUGAAAAAUGAGGAUGUGAACUACCAUAAGGGUGGUCUUCCGAACAACCUUGUUAUCCAAUCUGGACCUGCCUAUGCUAGCCCAGUUAGAUAUUCCACCACAACAACCACCACCACUGCCGCCGGUGGCCACGGGAGACCAACGCCAGUCAUUAUUGAUGAUCUACCGAAUGUUGGAGUUGGCAUUGACCUCGGGUUCUUGUCCGCAGGUCUUCACGUGGCCCUGCCAGGCCUCACAACUUCCUCACCCACCACGGCAAAGGCCUGGGAGCCGACUGCACCCCCCGUGGUGGUGGAAGCUCCUCCUGCUCACCCGACUACUGCCCCAGCUACCCACGCACACACGGCUGUUGAAGCACCGUUAGUCUCGGCUACCUCAACCACAUCAGCUGCCCAAGUUUCGAUCCCCAGUACGUUUUCCACAUCAGGGAUUUCGACUGUGUCAAUCAGGCCUUCAUCCUUGGCAUCCUCAUCAGUAACGCCUGUACUUUCGACUAUGGCGGUCAAGUCCUCAACGCUACUUGCUUACAGUCAAGCGCUUUCUUCAAGUGGGGUGUUUGCCAAACCGUCAGCCGUGGUUCCUCCACUCUCGACUGACUUGGCGACAACGAUCGCCAAACCUUCAAUCAUCAUGUCUUCUGCAGUGUUGGGUGUAUCUUCAAGCAUUGCAGACCCGUCUCCACCCAGCUCCUCGGCUAUAACGCAAUCCUCAGCUUUGUUCGCGGCGUCAUCUCCAGUCGUGGCUUCUUCAUCUGAUGCCAGCAAGUCUUCGGUUUUAAAUCCCUCAGAACCGAAAAGCAGUCUAGCUAUGGUUGCCAUGUCUUCCACCCCGCUUCUGUCUUCGAUGUUGAAUCCUCCCAGUACCGUUUCGAGUUCUCAGGCCAUGUUGGCUUCUUCCUCGAUCGCUGCGUUGGCUACAUCCACCACAUCCAAACCUCUCAUACCUACUCCGAGCCCCACAACUUCCGCCUCUCAGACUGUCAUGUCUGCAGCAUUGCUGGCGUCUUCUGCGGCCCCUGAGUCCACAAAGAGCAUAGUUGCAUCCUCAACCCAAGCCCCACCUUCGACAACGAGUAUUCUUUCAGUCAAUACUGCCUUGCCGGUUUCAAGCACCUUCGCUGUAGCAGCUAAACCUCCGGUGUUGGCCACGCCUUCGUCGACGAGCGUCCCCCUGAUCAAGACUGCUGCUCAAACAUCCAGCGCAUCUGAGAUGGUUUAUGAGCAGACUACACUCACUUCUACAAGCAGUACACCCGUGAUGGCUUCCCCAUCAGCAUCAAGCACAUUCGCGAUAGCCGCCAAGCCAGCUGUAACAACUUCCACGGCUACCAGCGCACCAUUGAUCAAGUCCGCCAUAUCAUCAAGUACUUCUCCAUCGGUUGCGAAGUCAAAUGCUGUCACUCGUACCACCAGUACUGCAUUGAUCAAAACGACUACUUCGGUAUCCAGUACUCUUGCGAUGACUCCUAGGCCUUUGACCGCUGCUUAUCAGGCAGCGGAAUCCUCGACUUCAGCUCUUCUCGCAAGCGAUGAUUGGGAACAAAUCACUACAUGGUCGCCACCCUCGAGCACCUCAUCUGCCGACACUGUUUCCUCCACAAGUGUUGUAUAUGUGGAGCAGGAAAUCAUAGUCCUCGUGGACGAUCAAGGUGUCCCCAUCGAGACGCAAACUGGGUCCUUGGCAACACCCUCAAAACCCACUUCCAGUGUCAUGAGUGGCAUGUCCAGUGGUGUCACCGCAUCCGAAAGACCUCGUUGGAAGCGCGAUGGCAUUCAUAGGCAUGCUUACAAGCACUUACGACACGGUCACUCCCACUAACUAGGAGUAGUCACCAUUCCGCUGGUUUGUUCGGGGUGGUCCUGUGACUUUGUUGAAUUCCGGAUAUACUUCUUUGUCCUUUCUUUCACUGUCUCUGCGACGGUCCAAUAUCGUCAAAAUUAUGAUGUAUAUGUUAGAUUUUUUAGCUUACAUCCUCGAGGGAUUGUUUGAACUAUAGUUAACUGUCGCUGUCUCUGGAAGAGGCGCGGGGUUGAUUUCUGUGGAAUAUAUUGAAUGAAGCUUACUGGAGAAGUCCAGUCGCGAUUGUUACUUCACUCGCUCCGCCAUUCCUGUUUCGACGAUUGUCACUAGACGUGAGGGGUCCAUCACCUCUGGCACUACAGUAGUCACCACCUUCACUACUCUAUGUGGCCUUCUUAGCCACGAUCUUUCGAACUAGAAGAUGAAGGCAGCUCUGUAGUGGUGAAGUGGUGACUGCAACACAUUGGUUUUUCUCGGUAUCUCGGAUACAUUCAAAUCUCCAA